AGUACGUCGCCCUCCACGUAUACGGGUGCGGUGUGGCCGUCCACGUACGCCUAGGCCGACGGACGUACGCGUUCGGUCGGCUAGCGCUCGCCCCGUCUUCCUCGGUGCACUGCACGGAGCAGAACGCCGUCUACCUUUUCGCCGUCGCCGCCGUCACUCUCUUGACCGACCCGGUCCCGCGUUGCCAUUAUAAGCCGUACGGGCGAUAUGUAUAGCCAGGUUCUGCCCACAACGCAACGCCAACAUACAUACAUAGGGGCUUGAUCUCUGCCCCGCCCCGCUGCUUUCUCCACUCCAAAUUUCCAAUACUCAGGUAGGUAGGCUGCUGCUAGAUACGAUGGGCAGCCACGCCGGUGGCAUGGAGACGGCGGAGGAGAGGACGCGGGUGUGCGACCUCCCGGAGGCGUGCGUGGCGCACGUGAUCGCGCUCACCUCCCCGCGGGACGCCUGCCGCUGCGCCGCCGUCUCGCCCUGCUUCCGCGACGCCGCCGGGUCCGACGUCGUCUGGGCGCGCUUCCUCCCGCCGGACUACCUCCAGCUGCACCAGGCGCCCGCGCGGCGCUUCUCGCUCUCGCGCUCCGCCUCCACUGCCUCGGCGACGGCGUCGGCGUCGUCGACCAAGAAGGAGGCCUACCUCGGGCUCACCGACGCGGCCGUGCUUGUGGACGGCGGCGGCAUGGCCGUGUGGCUGGCCAAGGAGAGCGGCGCCAAGUGCGUGGCCAUCUCGGCGAGGAGGCUCAGCCUGCCGUGGGAGGACGGCGAGUUCAGCUGGAGGUGGACGCCCCACCCGCUCUCCAGGUUCGCGGAACUGGCCCAGCUGGUGGACUGCACGUGCCUCGACAUCUACGGCCGGCUCCCCACCGCCGCGCUCACGCCGGCCACCGCCUACGCGGCGUACCUUGUCUUCGCCACCGAAGACGCCCACCGCGGCCUGAGCUUCCCGGACCAGGAGACCACCGUGAGCGUGAGCGGCAGCGCUCCGUCACGCCAUGCCGUGUGCCUCCGCCCCGACCCCAUCGAUGCGCGCAGGUUCAAAGACGGCAAAGGUAUGGACGGUGCCCACGUAAGGGGGCCGGUGUUGCGCGGCGACGGGUGGUGGGAGGUGGAGAUGGGGCGGCUGCGCACCCGCGACGAGGCAGUGGUGGGGGAGGAGGUGGCGGUGAGCUUCGAGAUACUGGGGUGGUACCCCAAGCGUGGGCUCAUCGUGGAAGGCAUCGAGUUCAGGCCCAUAUGAUCCAUCCUAGCUAGAGACCUCAAUUUAUGUCUGUACGCUGAAUAUCGGUUCAUCUUGUCGAUGAGCGAGCGCAUGCAUGUGCGUGUAGUUUUGUGAAUAGUAAACCGGACAGCUUUGUUGCCACAUUUCCAGAGCAUGUAUCAACUUUGUGAUGCCAUGGACAUAAUCGGUGUAGGUGCUGUUAGUACGGCAGGUCCUUGAACUUGUCUUGCAUGUGAUACUUUGGUCCUAAAACUUGCAAAAACUGACUAUCUAGUCCUCAA
This is a messenger RNA of Triticum dicoccoides, 1497 nucleotides long. RefSeq names its product F-box protein PP2-B10-like. Gene Ontology annotation, molecular function: protein binding. The transcript is spliced from 2 exons. NCBI's taxonomy places the organism in Eukaryota, Viridiplantae, Streptophyta, Magnoliopsida, Poales, Poaceae. Bases 338 to 1234 code for a protein of 298 amino acids. The record is from RefSeq and is a predicted model, not a curated record.